Juglans microcarpa x Juglans regia is the source of this 1915-nucleotide messenger RNA. RefSeq names its product sphingosine-1-phosphate lyase. NCBI's taxonomy places the organism in Eukaryota, Viridiplantae, Streptophyta, Magnoliopsida, Fagales, Juglandaceae. Gene Ontology annotation, molecular function: pyridoxal phosphate binding; sphinganine-1-phosphate aldolase activity. The transcript has 15 exons. The record is from RefSeq and is a predicted model, not a curated record. Gene Ontology annotation, cellular component: endoplasmic reticulum. Gene Ontology annotation, biological process: carboxylic acid metabolic process; sphingolipid catabolic process. The coding region runs from base 191 to 1813 and encodes 540 amino acids.
UAAGAGCAGAAGCGACGCAAAUAGGGAAGAACCGAAGAAGCUUACCCGAGAGCAGAAGCGACUCAACCCAACACCCUCACCCCUGUCGAAAUUCAACUCAUAUCUUGUACGCAAUACUAAUAAGAGAAAGACCAAAUACCUCUCUCUCUGUCUCUCUCUCUCUGGAUAUUCUUCGUUUGCGUCGCCGGCAAUGGAUUAUUCUCCGAAGUUGUUCUUGAUUCGUUUCAGAGCUUCUGCGAAUUCGUUCCUAUUGGAAUACGAGCCUCUGGCUCUGCUUCUCGCUCCCCUCCUCGCUUUUCUCGUCGCUCGGACGCUUCAAUCAUUUCUCGGUGUGGUUCACGAACGAGGACUCAAAGCAACCUUCAUAGCGUUCCUCAUGAGCCUCCUCAAGUUGGUUCCUGGUGUCAAGAAUUACAUCGAUGCUGAGAAACAGAAGGUUGUGGAUAAGUUACAAUCUGGUGGUAAAUCUAAGCGAGAUGGUUGGAGGACCGAGCUGCCGAGGGCAGGUUUGGGAGUUGAGGUCAUAGAGAAAAUGAAAGAUGAGAAAAGAAAUGAUGUGGAUUGGCAAGGAAAAUGCUCUGGUACAGUCUACAUUGGAGGAAGUGAGUCUGAAGGACAUUUUUCUCUGAUUAAUGAGGCAUGCUCAAUGUUUGCACAUACCAAUCCAUUGCAUUUGGAUGUAUUCCCGAGCGUAGUACGGUUUGAAGCAGAAGUGGUUGCAAUGACAGCUGCACUGCUUGGCAGUAAAGAAAAGGUUUCGGGAGGACAAAUAUGUGGAAACAUGACAUCAGGUGGAACUGAAAGCAUAUUGUUAGCCAUGAAAUCAUCACGUGACUACAUGAAAACCAAGAAGGGAAUUACAAAACCUGAAAUGAUAAUACCCGAAUCUGCACACUCAGCAUAUGACAAGGCUGCACAAUAUUUUAACAUCAAGCUGUGGCGUGUCCCUAUAAAUAAAGAAUUUCAAGCAGAUGUCAAAGCGAUUAAACGACAUAUUAACCGAAACACAAUUUUGAUUGUUGGGUCCGCACCUGGGUUUCCUCAUGGCAUCAUUGAUCCUGUUCAGGAGCUUGGUGAAUUAGCUACUAGCUUUGGAAUUUGUCUCCAUGUUGAUCUUUGUCUUGGUGGCUUUGUACUACCUUUUGCUAGGAAACUUGGGUACCCGAUUCCACCUUUUGAUUUUUCUGUAAGAGGAGUGACCUCAAUAUCUGUGGAUGUGCAUAAAUACGGCUUGGCUCCCAAGGGAACAAGUGUAGUUCUGUACAGAAAUCAUGAUAUAAGAAAGCAUCAAUUUGUUGCUGUUACUGAGUGGUCAGGAGGGCUGUAUGUAUCUCCAACAAUUGCUGGGAGCAGGCCUGGUGGCUUGAUUGCUGGGGCUUGGGCAGCAUUGCUAUCUUUGGGGGAAGAAGGAUAUUUGGAGAGCACGAAAAGGAUCAUGGAAGUGUCAAAGAGAAUACAGAAAGGGAUAAAGGAAAUUCCGGAGUUAUUUAUUAUUGGAAGGCCAGAUAUGACAAUUGUGGCAUUUGGUUCUGACGUUGUGGAUAUAUUUGAAAUCAAUGAUGUCAUGUCAUCCAAAGGUUGGCAUUUGAAUGCGCUGCAAAGACCCAACAGCAUUCAUAUAUGUGUGACUCUUCAACACGAACCAAUAGUUGAGGAUUUCCUCAGGGAUUUGACGGAGUCCGUGAAGACUGUGAAAGAAAAUCCAGGUCCAAUAAGUGGAGGUCUAGCUCCCAUAUAUGGCGCUGCAGGGAGAAUGCCAGAUAGAGGCAUGGUGCAGGAAUUGUUGGUCAAUUACAUGGACAGUACAUGCUAGAAGCAGUCCCUAAACCUUAGUUUGGGCUCUGUCUGUUUCUCAAAGUGUUGAUUUGUAUAAUAAUUCUUUGGCUUAAGUAUAAAAAAUAAUGGUAUUGAAUAA